Molecule: messenger RNA, 1338 nt
Organism: Naegleria gruberi
Lineage: Eukaryota; Heterolobosea; Eutetramitea; Acrasida; Naegleriidae
Exons: 1
Coding region: 1-1338 (445 amino acids)
Biological process (GO): nucleocytoplasmic transport; activation of GTPase activity
Cellular component (GO): cytosol; nucleus; perinuclear region of cytoplasm
Molecular function (GO): small GTPase binding; GTPase activator activity
Source: RefSeq, a predicted model, not a curated record
AUGGAGAAAAAACUCGAGUCUCUCCAACGAGAAGAAAUAUUUUCAGAUGAUAUUUGUUUUGAAAUAAUUUCCAUGAUUGAUGAUUCGUGGUUUAUUUUGAAUAAUUGUUCCUUGAUUUCAAAACAAUUCUUUAAUGUGAUCAAGGAACGUUCAAAACUUUUUAUUGAAUUUAAAAAAAAAUUUACAGAAAAAAGAAUUGAACUAUUCACAAAGAGUCAAUUUAUGAAUAGUAUUGUUAAAGUUAAAUUUUCAACAAAUUUGUUUGUCUCUAUUGAAAAUCACAAAUUCAUAAGUGAAAUGAAACAAUUAACUUCACUUAAUAUUUCUAACAAUCAAAUUAAUGAUGAAACAGCCAAAUCAAUAAUUGAAAUGAAACGAUUAACAUCACUUGAUAUUGGUGGAAAUCAAAUUGGUGAUGAAGGAAUCAAAUUAAUUAGUGAAAUGAAACAAUUAACAUUACUUGAUAUUAGUGGAAAUAGUAUUGGUGAUAAAGGAGUCAAACCAAUUAGUAAAAUGAAACAAUUAACAUCACUUAAUAUUUAUAACAACGAAAUUGGUGUAGCAGGAUCCAAAUUUAUAAUUGAAAUGAAACAAUUAACAUCACUUGAUAUAAGCUACAAUGAAAUUGGUGAUGAAGGAGCCAAAUCAAUAAGUGAAUUGAAACAAUUAACAUCACUUACUGUUAGUGGAAAUCAAAUUGGUGAUGAAGGAAUCAAAUUAAUUAGUGAAAUGAAACAAUUAACAUUACUUGAUAUUAGUGGAAAUAGUAUUGGUGAUAAAGGAGUCAAACCAAUUAGUAAAAUGAAACAAUUAACAUCACUUAAUAUUUAUAACAACGAAAUUGGUGUAGCAGGAUCCAAAUUUAUAAUUGAAAUGAAACAAUUAACAUCACUUGAUAUAAGCUACAAUGAAAUUGGUGAUGAAGGAGCCAAAUCAAUAAGUGAAAUGAAACAAUUAACAUCACUUACUAUUAGUGGAAAUCAAAUUGGUGAUGAAGGAAUCAAAUUAAUUAGUGAAAUGAAACAAUUAACAUUACUUGAUAUUAGUGGAAAAUCAGUUGGUGAUAAAGGAGUCAAAUCAAUUAGUAAAAUGAAACAAUUAACAUCACUUACUAUUUAUACCAAUGAAAUUGGUGUAGCAGGAGCCAAAUUUAUAAGUGAAAUGAAACAAUUAACAUCACUUGAUAUAAGCUACAAUGAAAUUGGUGAUGAAGGAGCAAAAUCAAUAAGUGAAUUGAAACAAUUAACAUUACUUGAUAUUAGUGGAAAUGGAAUUGGUGAUGAAGGAUCCAAAUUUAUAAUUGGAAUGAAACAAUUAAAAUCACUUGAUAUUCAGUAG